AUGGGACCCUUGCUGCAAACCCGCUUCGAAGCGCUUCUGGAGCACUGGAACGCAUGGCAAGUGACAGAUCCUCUUCAUCAACUAGAGCAAUGCUGCGACGCAUCCGUCCUGCUGGGUAUUGGGGCCGGCGACCGAGAGCGCAAAUUCGACUUCUUCCUGAUACACACGAUGAAGGUGGCGCACGGUCUCCGCAUCCUGUGGCAUUUAUUCCCCGAAGAUCAGCGGUCGUGUAUAUUGAGGCAAUGCGCGCUGUUUGUUAUCAUGAUAUACAUUUGUCAGCUUAGGCCUGCGUUCGGCGUUGGCAUGAUUGAUUCAAUCCAGACGGUCAAGCUGGAUGAUCAUUGUUGGGAAGCAGUGAUAGACCGGACCCUGAAGCACAGGUGGUUCAAGGACUCGCAUUUCUUCAAGAUUGUCCGUGCGCCAAAGGCGUUUGAAGACUUAUGGGAAGAAAGGUGA
Molecule: messenger RNA, 456 nt
Organism: Aspergillus chevalieri
Lineage: Eukaryota; Fungi; Ascomycota; Eurotiomycetes; Eurotiales; Aspergillaceae
Exons: 1
Coding region: 1-456 (151 amino acids)
Molecular function (GO): oxidoreductase activity
Source: RefSeq, a predicted model, not a curated record